Tinamus guttatus (white-throated tinamou) is the source of this 552-nucleotide messenger RNA. Lineage: Eukaryota; Metazoa; Chordata; Aves; Tinamiformes; Tinamidae. The record is from RefSeq and is a predicted model, not a curated record.
UGAAGAAGUUCAGUGUAUUGACCGAAACACACGUUCCUCUGAAAGGAAGGUGGUCUCUAUGGGCUGCUCACUAUUCCUCAGAGGCACAGGGCAUGUCACCUUCUGAUAAUUUCUCUGCUAAUGAGACUACUGGCAACUUAAAAGUGGAUUGUGAUAUUGAACAAGUAGUGAAGUGUAAUAACAAAGAGAACCUUGAUGAAGUUUCUGCCUUAGCAUCCCAGCAGGUCUGUUUUGAAACUGAUGGUAAAGCUGAGAAAUGCAAAGAUCUGUAUUAUGGAGCAGAUUGGGGUAUAGGAUGGUGGACAGCUGUAGUGAUUAUGUUGGUUAUCGGCAUAGUAACUCCAGUUUUUUGUCUUGUGUAUUAUGAAGUUUUAGUGAAAGUAGAUAUCAGUCACCAUUCUACAAUGGAGUCUUCCCAUGCAGGUAUCACAGCACCAUUGCAUCAGAAACAAAUAGAAAAUGGAAUAAAUUCAGGAAAUAUUAUAAAUGUUAAUCAAGGAUAUAAAUGACAAUCAACGGGAGCUUCAGCAUUAUGACUGAAAGCCCUAUACA